AUCAAAAAUUAUUGUAAUUGCUGAAGAGCUCCCUGCAAGGUGGGCUUGGUGUGUUUUGAGCCUGGCUCCAACGGCGAGGUCUCCCUGAGGCGCUUCUCGGCCGGGCCCCCUUGCUCUCGCGCGCCCCCUGCAGGCCGCCCGCCAGCCCGCCCGGCUCUUUCCCCCGCUCUCUCUCUCUCUCUCUCUCUCGCUCUCUCUCCCGCUCGGCGCCGCUUCGCCAGAGAAGGCCCAUACAUGUUCCUGCCACCCGGCGCGGUGGUCUUAUGGUCCCUCUGCUCCGGACUGCCGCUGCUGCCCAGCCCCAUGUUGCGCCCCCAGGGCCUCCUCAAGUGCCGCUGCCGCAUGCUCUUCAAUGACCUGAAGGUCUUCCUCCUGCGGAGACCCCCCGCGCCCCCGCCCCUCCCGCCCAUGAACAGUGGCGACCCGGCCUCGGGCUGCUGCCAGGCGUCCAACAACAACACGCUCCUGCUCCAUGGAGGGCGGCGGGGGCCCUGGAGGGCGCCGGGGGGCGCAGGGGGAGGCGGAGGGGCAGGAGGAGGGGCGGCGGGGGCCGGCAGCCCCCCCGAAGAGGAGUGGGGGGCCCCCGCGGGAGAGGGAGAGCCUCCCGUCUCCAUGAUGAGCAGCGCCUCCUCCGAGGACUUCUGCAAAGGCAAGGCGGCCGAGGACCGCUACUCCCUGGGCAGCAGCUUGGACAGUGGGAUGCGCACCCCGCUCUGCAGGAUCUGCUUCCAAGGGCCCGAGCAGGGUGAGUUACUGAGUCCAUGUCGGUGCGAUGGGUCAGUGAAAUGCACACACCAACCUUGCCUGAUCAAAUGGAUCAGCGAGAGGGGAUGCUGGAGCUGUGAGCUGUGUUAUUACAAGUAUCACGUCAUUGCCAUAAGCACAAAGAACCCCCUCCAGGUAAAGUGGCAGGCCAUUUCUCUGACCGUCAUUGAGAAGGUGCAGAUAGCAGCAGCUAUUUUGGGUUCCCUUUUCCUUAUUGCGAGUAUCUCGUGGCUCAUCUGGUCAACAUUCAGUCCUUCUGCUAAAUGGCAACGCCAAGACCUGCUCUUCCAGAUCUGCUAUGGAAUGUAUGGCUUCAUGGACAUUGUCUGUAUAGGACUAAUAAUCCACGAAGGACCCUCAGUGUACCGGAUUUUUAAACGGUGGCAAGCAGUCAAUCAACAGUGGAAAGUGCUGAACUAUGACAAAACAAAGGACCUGGAGGAUCAAAAAACAGGGACCAGGACCAACCAACGAACCUCCUCCCAAACCAACCCUUCGUCCUCCACAAGCGGUGCAGCUAGCAACUCUGCCCCAGCUGACGGCGUGGUCCGGGGGGCUGAUCACACCGCAGGCACCUUGUCUGACCACCACUGUGCUUAUACCAUCUUGCAUAUACUCAGCCACCUGAGGCCUCAUGAACAGAGAAACCACUCUAGCACAAACAGAGAGCUUGUCAUGAGAGUCACCACAGUCUGAGCAAAGGAAUUCAGGAGGCCUUAUUGCAACACGGAGUGGGAGAGGAACUCGUAAAGUGGAGGGUUGGCAGCGUGGUAUGCCUUACACCCCCUGCCCUAUAACCCAACCCCACCUGUCCCUGCUCCUCUGCAGCAGCUGCACAAGGGGCCCUUGGCCAGCCAAGGAUGGCAGAGGCAAAGCUGCGCACACUUGCUGAAAAGAGGUUUAAAAUGUUUGUGUGGUUACCAGAAAGUAUGAGAAAACAAGUGCAAUACAGACUACAAGAGCUUGAACUAGGGCAAAAAGGCUUGCAAGGGGGAGGGGGGACAGGGAAGGACCGUUGUUCUUAUUUGAAGCAUUUUACAGACACAUACAUACAUACAAGCCUACACUCAUAUUGAAAAGCAAGAAAGAACCAGUGUUUUUCCCAAACUGUAUUAACCAGGGGUACAAGUAUUUGAAUGCAUAAAUUAUCCUGUGGCCGUUUGCUGUUUUGUGCAGCCAUGGGAUGUUUGAGCUGACAGGCAGUCAGUUUAUUGCAAAUGUUAUUUUAUACAAGUAAUUACUUUCCCCAGAUUAUUUACACAUAGAGCACACAAAAACUGCCCUCCUCAGACAUGACUGUGUUAAAGGUUUCUGGGGUUGUACUAUGGGGAGGAGGAGGGAGCUGCUUUUUGUUUGAGCCGCAACAUUUCUGCCAAUGUCCAAAGCACAAGUCGCGCUGGAGAGUGAUUUAUGCCAUUGAUCACUGGAAGGUACAAUCUCUUGAGUUUUCCUCUGUAAACACUAUUUCCUUUGUAGGUUUUUGGAAAUGUGAUUGCCUCCUAUUGAAUUUUGUGCUGGGCCUUUCCUUUUCAUUCUGGAUGAGUAAUUUGUCACAGACUCAUGCCAGUUUAUUGGUUUUAGCAUUUCUUUGCGUGUUUAGCCACUCCACAGUUCACAGGCCACUGAAUUUUGCUAUAGCUGGCAUGGGUAAAGUUAAGUGCCUGAGAUGUUGUUGAACUGUACCUCUCAUUAUUCUUCACUGUUGGCCAUGUUGGUCAGAGAGCUAUUGGGGGGUGCAAUGCAACACUUUUGCCCACUCCCUUGUCUCCCACAAUGAAUUGUGUAGAUGAGAACAUUGGAAGAGAGUCUCAAGUGUCAUUCACACAGUGGAUUUCAAUUCUAAUCCACGGAGGAGCCAUUUAUGGCCUUCCAGAUGUUGACUGCGAACACUAUCAUGUUUUGCCAUGUGAAGCAUUGCUAGCUUGGGCUGGUGAGCAUUCCAGUCCAGCAACCUCUGGACAGCCAGAAAUGUCUCAUCCUUGCUCUAAUCUAUGCAUAACUUCCAGGUAGUAACACACACUUAAUAUAGUGGGGCUUAUUUCUGAGUAAAUAUGCAUAGGAAUGCACAGUAAAUCUGGCUUACCUAUUGUUUCUUGCCUUGCAAGGGAUUCUAGACAGGUGUUUUGAGCUGAAAGUUGCUAAGCAAAACCUCUCACCAUACUAUCACUGCCAAAAGUUUUUGGAAGAAGCCAUCAUCACGAUACUGAUAUAAAUGGCAUCUGGUUUUAGUGUGUGCCGUUUCUGGAUGUCCCAUAAAUGCAUCUGCUGGUGCUUUCCCUAACCAAACUGCUAUAAAUUCUAUUGAACUGGUAACAUAUGAAAUCUUGUGAACAUGCCAUAUGCAUGUAAUAUAUGAUAUGUUCACCAGAUCAGCAUGUAUUGACGGAAAUUAUGUAGUGGGACUCACUACAUCCUAGACCUAGAUCAAUUUUGUCAAAAGCUGUUUGAACCAUAUUGUGACGAUUGCCCCCCUAGAUAUCAAAACAUAUUGAAUAAACCAUUUUGAAAAUGUGGAA
Molecule: messenger RNA, 3281 nt
Organism: Anolis sagrei ordinatus
Lineage: Eukaryota; Metazoa; Chordata; Lepidosauria; Squamata; Anolidae
Gene: MARCHF4
Product: membrane associated ring-CH-type finger 4
Biological process (GO): protein ubiquitination
Cellular component (GO): Golgi stack; trans-Golgi network
Molecular function (GO): ubiquitin-protein transferase activity; zinc ion binding
Source: RefSeq, a predicted model, not a curated record